UGUGGUAGCUUGGAGAAUCCGUCUAAAAAUGAGGAGUACAGCCUACAGGAUGUUAUUGAGUGCGUUUUUAAAUAGCUCGAACAACGGAUCGAGUACGCGAUCAACUAAAAGAGCGUUUUUUAAUGCAGUCGAACAGAAACGUUCCGCGUUUUUAAAUUACUUAUUUAGUUCGAGUGUUGUGUUCGAGUUUGCAUUUCAAGCACCAGGUCUGCAGGUGGUGCUUUAAAAGUCAUAACCUAACAUUUCGACAAAAUGGCAGACGUAGUUCAGGUGUUUAAUUGUUUUUAUUGUAAAUCAAAAAAUUUAACGUGGACGGAAGUUGAAAAGCACCGAUGUUUUGCUGGCAAAUGUUUAUUAAGCAUAGGGGCAAACAAUGUAAUUUAUUGUGAUGAAGAUAUCACUGCUGGUGGAGCACCUGACGAAGUUGUAACAGAAACACAAGAAGACUCGCAAGAAGAUGCUUUGUGUGAUAAGGAAAAUGCAACUGUUUCGAUGGAAAAUGACAAUGCAAAGUGGUCUCACUCUGCAAUAUUAAUGCUAAUUGAUGAAUACCGAAAACAUAAGAAUGACUUAGAAAAAAAGAACUCCUUAAAACGACAUAUUUGGAAAAAGAUAGCUACCAAUAUAAAUAAUGAAGAGUCCAGUUCUUACACAUGGGACCAGAUACAAAAUAAGUGGAAAAGUUUGUUACGUACAUACAAAAAUGUAAAAGACCACAAUAAUGAAACAGGCAGAGGGCGCAAAAAUUGGCAGUACUUUGAUCUUAUGGAUGAACUUCUGAAAGGGAAUCCAACUGUUCAACCACCAGUAGUAAUUAAUAAUGGCGAGAUAACAGUGUGUAGUGGUAGUCAACCAUCCAUGUCAGCAGAAGAUUCUCCUCGAAAUACACGGUCCAACACUCCAGAGAGCAGUAACAGAAAAAGGAAGUCGUCAUGUGAUAUGUCCGAUUUAUUAAACUCUAUAUUAAAGCAAAACAAACAACAACAUGAAGAAGAGAUGGUGGAGAAACGCCGUUUCAAUACUCUCUUAGAAAAAUUAGUAAAUAAUAUUCUAAACAAGGAGCAAGAAUAAAUGUAUAUUAGUUCUUAUAUCUUAAUAUAACAUUACACGUUUACAGUUUAUUCAUAAUAGCAAUGCGUUUAUCAUUACCCUUCCUAGUGUCUACAUCCGAAAAACGAUUACGUAUCUGGCUUUUACCAUCCUCGUUAUCAUCAUUAAUGAUUUCUGGAACUUCCUCGCAACGUUGUGUGCAAAAAUUGUGUAAUAUACAUGCUGCCAUAAUCACAUGUGGUAUAUAAAAAGGAUUGUGUAAUUCCAAAUAAUUUAAUCUUCUCCACCUGGCUUUCAAGAUACCAAAAGCUCUUUCAAUUGGUGAUCUAGUAGCAGCAUGGCACACAUUAAAUUUUGUUUGUUUUUGGUUUAGGUGACCGUUAUCUCGAAAAGGUGUCAAAAGCUGUGCAUUUACCCAUAUAGCACGCUUCGUCCAUUGGACGUACAUUUUUUGUCCAUUUUAGGUAAGUUCGUCCAUGUACUAAAAAUGGACGUACAUUUGACGUACAUCUCAGUACGUACUAUGUAUGUUAAAUACUUAUAUCCACUGUACGUACAUUUUUCAUGAAAGCAUUGUAACUUUUUAAUUUUAAUUAUUUGUGUUCAGACCGUAGAUAAAAUGCGCUAACAUAAGCAUUGGGAUAUCACUACAAUAAAUAGAAUGCUGUUAAUUUAUAUUGUAUUCUUAAUACUAAAACAUGUCGUCAUAGGAAAAGCAAUACGCACUUCAAUUCUUACAACGUCUGCCGAACCUCGCUACCAAUCGCGUUUUACCAUUUUAACGAAUGCACCGACAACACGCGAUUCGGUACGAUAAAAUUUAUGGAUUUUGUGAAGGUGAAGGUGAAUAACCGCACCGCGCUACCAGGUCUCAGCUCAGCAACGAGAUUAUCUCUUUUCACCGAAA
Molecule: messenger RNA, 1957 nt
Organism: Photinus pyralis (common eastern firefly)
Lineage: Eukaryota; Metazoa; Arthropoda; Insecta; Coleoptera; Lampyridae
Exons: 3
Coding region: 253-1071 (272 amino acids)
Source: RefSeq, a predicted model, not a curated record